AUGCAAAGCCCAGUGAGGUUCUCAAGCUGCAGAGGCGUGACAUUUGAGAUCAAUACUCCUCAUGAAAACCCUUUUACCGUAACAGAACGUUCCAUCAGCAAAAGGUUGUGGCCAUUUGCCUCCAACUCUAAGGUCUUCCCUUCAUUUUCAGUUCAAAGAUCCACCAGCAGGGCCAGUAGCCAUUUCUGUGACCUCGACCUCGAUGACGACGACGACGAAGAAAAUGACGAAGCUCUCCAAGAAGAAGACAACAACAAUGAUGUGGAGAAGCAGCAGGAGCAGGAAAAGCCAUUUGCCAAGCCAGCUGUUCCUCCUGCUUCUGCUGCUCCAAAGAAGAGUGACAUGAGACUCUCGGUUAUACUUCUAGACCAAGGGUUGUUCACUGUGUACAAGCGUCUCUUCACGGUUUCCCUGAUCUUGAACAUCACUGCUCUGGUUGUUGCUGCCACGGGACAUUUUCCCUAUGCAACGAACAACGCUGCUCUAUUCUCCAUUGCCAACAUACUUGCUUUGAUUCUCUGCAGAAGCGAGCUUUUCUUGAGACUUGUCUUUUACCUUGCCAUCAAGAUCCUAGGGAGAUCAUGGGUUCCUCUCUUCAUCAAAACCGCCACCACUUCUCUUCUGCAAAGCGUAGGAGGCAUACACAGUGGCUGCGGCAUCUCCUCCAUCGCGUGGCUUCUGUAUGCUUUGAUCCUCACACUCAAGCAAAGAGACAACACUUCACCGGAGAUCAUUGCUGUCUCCAGCGCCAUUCUCGGCUUCCUCUGUAUCUCUGCCCUUGUGUGGGCUUUCGUAAUACUCAGAAUCUCCUAUGAUCCAACAACAAAAUCAUAGAGAAAUGAAGUUGGAAAGGCUUUGGUCCAUAGCCAAGAGUUCUGGAUGACAGUGGCCAUCACAGUGCUCAUAGUGGCUCCUUGGUUGACAGUGAGGCGUGUCCCGGUUAGAGUUACAAGCGCUUCCGGCCACGCUUCCAUCAUCAAAUUCGAAGGAGGAAUAAAGGCAGGGAUACUUGGAAGGAUUAGCCCUCAUCCUCUAUCUGAGUGGCACGCGUUUGGGAUAAUCUCGGAUGACAAGAAAGAGCACAUGAUGUUGGCCGGUGCAGUUGGAGACUUCACGAAAUCUUUGGUGGCAAAGCCUCCAACGCACCUGUGGGUUCGGCAAGUGCACUUUGCAGGACUCCCUUAUCUUACAAACAUGUAUGAUAGGGUGUUGUUGGUAGCCACCGGGUCUGGAAUCUGUGUGUUCCUUUCGUUCCUCUUGCAGCCAUGUAAGGCAGAGAUUAAGGAAAUGAUGAGUGGACACUCGAAAGAGAAGGUUAUAGUUCAUGACACUGCUGUGCUUGGCAGGCCAAACGUGUCUGAGAUGAGUGUCAAUGCUGCCAACAACUUUGGUGCUCAAGUCGUCAUUGUCACAAGCAAUCCUCAAGGAAGCAGAGAUGUUGUCAAUGCAUGCAAAGCUAAUGGAAUUGCAGCCUUUGGUCCCAUUUGGGAUUCCUAG
Molecule: messenger RNA, 1497 nt
Organism: Arachis stenosperma
Lineage: Eukaryota; Viridiplantae; Streptophyta; Magnoliopsida; Fabales; Fabaceae
Product: adenylate-forming reductase 03009
Exons: 3
Source: RefSeq, a predicted model, not a curated record